This is a messenger RNA of Echinostoma caproni, 408 nucleotides long. NCBI's taxonomy places the organism in Eukaryota, Metazoa, Platyhelminthes, Trematoda, Plagiorchiida, Echinostomatidae. The record is from the annotation of a GenBank genome assembly.
AUGAAGGACAAACAAACCUCUAAUAAUGAGGAACAAAAGAAACAGAAAGAACUGGUCGAACUAUUGUCAAAUGUGGUCAUUCGAACUUUGUCCGAGACACAGGGCCCAUGGAACCACUACUACAGGAUGCCACCUGCCUAUGGUCCGCCACCUGAAGGUGAAAUGCACCCCGUGCGAAAUCCAGAUCCCAGAAACUUUACGGAUAAGCAGAGUGGUGGGAACAAACCAGAGGAUGCAACACCAAACACAGCAAAGAACGACGUUCGAUCAAUGCAACCUCCGGCAUUCUACGGAUCCAAUUACAUGAUGGUUAAUCGGGUGUUUUGGACUCGUCUGUUCCCGUUGACGGUGAACCCACAACUCAUCCAUGAGACUCUUUAUAAAAUGUUCGCCACUGGUGACCUGUAA